ACAGCUCCAGCAGCAGAGAACAGACUUGAGGGCUGGGGUCUGUCUCUUGGCCGCUGUCCCCCCUCCCUUGCGCCCCCUCAAACCCUCACUUCAGCGCCCGUGUCUCUCUUCGCGUCUCCGUCCAACUCUCCCUGUGUCUAUCUGUCUCUAGAGCUCGUCUCCCCUCUCCAGCACCCCAUCCUCCUUUCUCUUGGAGACAAGUCCGCGGAUUCCCCUUUCUCAGAGCCACGCCUCCGCGCCGCCAGCACCGCGCCUUCUGCUCGUCCUGUUUUAACUCCCGCAGAGCCCCGUUUCCUCCCCCAGACCGCCCAGGCUCGGCCUCCGAUGGGCGGGCGGGUGAGCUCGCCCGGCUCCUUCCGCGGCCUGCCCUGCGCCUCCAAGGCGAACGCGGAUUGGAUGUCGGCGCUGAGCUCUCGGCUCUGGGACGUGCCCCUGCACCAGCUCUCCAUCCCAGGGAGCCACGACACGAUGACCUACUGCCUGAACAAGAAGUCGCCCAUCUCCAGCAAGGAGCCGAGGCUGCUGCAGCUCCUGGGCAAAGCGCUGCCGUGCGUCACCCUGCCCGUGGUGCUCAAGUGGUCCACCACCCAGGUGCUGAGCGUCGCGGAGCAGCUGGACGCCGGCGUGAGGUACCUGGACCUGCGGGUCGCGCACGUGGAGGGCGGCGCAGAGAGGAACCUGCACUUCGUCCACAUGGUGUACACGACGGCCCUCGUGGAGGACACGCUCACGGAGAUCUCGGAGUGGCUGGAGAACCACCCCCGGGAGGUGGUUGUCCUGGCCUGCAGGAACUUCGAGGGCAUGACGGAGGGCCUGCACGAGUACCUGGUGGGCUGCAUCAAGAACAUCUUUGGGGACAAGCUGUGUCCCCGCGGGGAGGUGCCGACUCUGCGUCAGCUGUGGUCACGGGGCCAGCAGGUCAUCCUGUCCUACGAGGACGAGGCGUCCGUGAGCCGGCACGCGGAACUGUGGCCCGCGAUUCCCUACUGGUGGGGGAACAAGGUGAAGCCCCGGGACCUCAUCCACUACCUGGAGCACAUGAAGAGCUGCGGCCGCCCAGGCGGGCUGUUCGUGGCCGGCAUCAACCUCACGGAGAACCUGGAGUUCAUCCUCGUCCACCCGGCCUGGUCCCUGGAGAGGCUGACCCUCUGGGGGCUCCCCGACCUGUGCGCGUGGGUGCGGGCCCAGUGCCCGGGGUCGGCCGCCGGCUGCACCAACAUCAUCGCGGGGGACUUCAUCGGGGCCAGCGGAUUUGUUAGCGACGUCAUUGGGCUGAACCGGAAGCUGCUUCGGGGCUGACUGACGGUGAGCGGGUGGAGCUGUGCAUCCCGGAGGCUGCUCCUCCGGCGCGUCCUGUGACGUCACCGGGCUAAACCGGAAGCUGCCUGGGGCUGACGGACAGCACGUGGGUGGAGCUGGGCACCGCGGAGGCUCCUCCUCGGUCGGGUCCUGUGACAUCACCGGCCUUAACCGGAAGCCGCCUCGGGACUGACAGACGGCGCGCUGAGGAGCUGGGCAUCGCCGAGGCUGUUGUCAGUCCUGUCCUGCGGGGCUGGUAAUCCGUCCAUCCACCCACAGAAUGUGGGUGGCUGCAGAGGUGGGGCCAGGUGGCAGGGUCCAUGGGCUCCUCGGCCCUCCGUGUCUCUGAGCAGAUGCAGGGUAUGAGGUGAUGAUUAAAGGCGACUGCGUGAUUUGUACCAUCACAUCCUCAGGGAGACACACCUGAUUCUCGGAUCUGUGGCUUCCCCAUGGGAGAGGCUGGGGGACCCCCUUCCCCUGGGCCGUGAGAGCAGCAGACA
This is a messenger RNA of Dama dama (fallow deer), 1799 nucleotides long. It is a transcript of the gene PLCXD1, whose product is annotated as phosphatidylinositol specific phospholipase C X domain containing 1. Gene Ontology annotation, biological process: lipid metabolic process. The record is from RefSeq and is a predicted model, not a curated record. Bases 325 to 1299 code for a protein of 324 amino acids. Gene Ontology annotation, molecular function: phosphoric diester hydrolase activity. The transcript has 6 exons. NCBI's taxonomy places the organism in Eukaryota, Metazoa, Chordata, Mammalia, Artiodactyla, Cervidae.